Molecule: messenger RNA, 342 nt
Organism: Colletotrichum truncatum
Lineage: Eukaryota; Fungi; Ascomycota; Sordariomycetes; Glomerellales; Glomerellaceae
Source: RefSeq, a predicted model, not a curated record
AUGCCUCACCUCGCGGCCGCAACGGGCUGUGACUCUGAUAUCUGCCUGCUGCUGCACCGCCAACACGGCCCAAUCAAUCCCGAAUACCACAGAUUUACAGAUCUGGACUCUGAUGGAAAUCUUUCCCUCCAGUCAAACCUUUCACAUCAACCCCGUGGGCCAUCUCCAAACCGCGCAUAUCAUCCAGACGGGAUAAUCCACAGACCCAGAUCCAUUCUCCUAUACCCGUGCCCAUGCUUUUUCCUCUCCACACACUGCAACGGGAACCGCCCCCCAGUCCGAGCCACCAUCUGCCUUCCAAACCGUCGAACCCCUAGCCGCGUUGGCGUUGCAUCCUUGUAG